UCAUUAUAAAUUUACGAAGCGUGAUUAAUUGAAAAACAGAUCAUUAUCAUGAUCAAGAAAGUGGCAUUAGUAACUGGCUCAAAUCAGGGCAUCGGUUUUGGAAUAGUUGAAGAACUACUGAACAGAGGUGUUGAGACCGUCUAUCUUACAGCAAGAAAUGAAAAAAGAGGUCUAGAAGCUGUAGAAAGUUUAAAAGCGAAAGGUUUAAACCCUCAUUUUCACCAGUUAGAUGUUACUGACUCACAAAGUGUUAAAAACUGUGCGGAUGAUAUAAAACUUCAGCAUGGAGGCUUGGAUAUACUUGUUAAUAACGCAGCGGUAUCUGUAGAAAAAUUUGAAGAAACUACAUAUGAAGAUUCAGUGCGUGUCCUUGACACAAAUUAUUUCGGUGUGGUGACAAUACAAGAGCAUUUCUUUCCUAUUUUGAAUAAGGACGCUAGAGUUAUAAACAUAUCUAGUGACUGUGGACAUAUUUCUAAUAUAAGAAACAAAGAUUGGAUAGCAAAGCUGACUAAUAAAGAUGUGAAGAGAGAAGAUGUUGAUGAAUUUGUUCACUGGUUCUUAAAUUCAGUUAAAAAUGAUACAUUGGAGCCUGAGGAUUUUUACCAAACGGAGCUGAUAGCUUAUAGGAUUUCGAAAGUAGCUCUAAGCGCGUUGACAAUUGCUCAGCAGAAUGAGGUUGACAGAAACAUUUCUGUCAACUCUAUAAAUCCUGGAUUCGUUAAGACGGCCAUGACUCGAAGAGUUGGUGUCCUCACUUUGGAGGAAUCUGCAAAAGCUCCUGUGUACUUGGCUUUGGACGUGGAUCAGUCGCUGAAGGGGCAGUAUGUGUGGUGUACUAAAGAAGUUAAAGACUGGAGAGACCCAGACCUACCUCUGUGUUGUGAUUACAAAUUAUUGAAAAAGUUUUUUCGGAAUUAUAAUCAGUAUUAA
Messenger RNA from Leguminivora glycinivorella, 933 nucleotides. Its product is annotated as carbonyl reductase [NADPH] 3-like. Lineage: Eukaryota; Metazoa; Arthropoda; Insecta; Lepidoptera; Tortricidae. Gene Ontology annotation, molecular function: oxidoreductase activity. Bases 49 to 933 code for a protein of 294 amino acids. The transcript has a single exon. The record is from RefSeq and is a predicted model, not a curated record.